GGCGUCCAGACGAUUGCUUGUCUUUCUACUGAGUCAACUUUAGCUUGGUCUGUUUGCUCUGUCAUUUGUAACCAUGUCUUGGAUUGCCUCUUUAUUGACACAUGGAAAGAUCUAAAGAUCCGGCGAGGAGAGAAACCCAUUAAUAUCCAAAUCUAUUUAUACAUAUUCAUACACAAAUAGAGAGGUAUGAUAUAGUUUACGCGCAAGGCACCUGACGUACACAGAACCAUAGAAUGCCAUCUGGAGACUACACCAAGAAGGACAGAAAUUCUGUAUACCAAAAAGCACUUGUUAUCUGUCAUGAGGACGAAAAACAAUUGAACCUGAUGCAACUUGAGUUAGAAAAAGACAGACUGCAGACUUAUAUUGAUCAUAAACUUGAAGCCAAACGGUUGCAGAAGGAACUACUUAAGCUGAGACAAGAGAAGCUUCAUCUGAUGAAUGAGGCCAGGCAUAACCUAAAGGAGAGGAAAACUAUCGACGACAUUGCGAAAGAGGCAACAAAUCUACAAGGAGUGAGAAACCGAAAUCUCGAAGCCCUAAAGCUGAAAAAGAAAUUUAGUCUGCCACAUCUAACUCCCACUCAAAGGAACAUUCCUAAAAUCAUGAAGAGGACUUUGUCUUAYGAGUCAGAAUUUUUUACCUGGACAUUUGGAUUGCCUCAAAUCGACGGGCAACCACCAAAGCUCAAAGAAAAAUCCGAAAAACAACAACUGAAACCGUUCAAUAGUUCGAAUGAAAGUUUGGAGUCAAAGGCAGAAACAAAGAAUGGAGAAACCUCACAUAUAUUAGCGUGUGAAUCUAAAUUUGUCAACGAAAACGGGAAAGCAGGUACUAGGGAAGUAAAACUACCCUCUAUUUCUGCGACAGAAGACGUUCUUCCAAUAGCAGAACGGAUCUAUAGCAACGGCGUUAACAACGAACCGAACGCUAAACUCCCUCCACUCAACACACCUAAGAACAGGUUCGCUUGAGGAAAUUCUGAAGCCUAAAACUAAUGUAUAAAAAUUGGAUAUUGUAUGUACAAAUAUCUCGUAUGUUUUUAUUUAAAUAACUUUAGAAAGAGAUGCUAAAAACUUUCAAACGUUUAUGUGUCUAAUAACCAUUUGCCCAUAUUGAGCUCUUUUAUUCCAUAUCCAAGAUAUGUUAUUUAAAAUGACUCGAAAAAUAAUUUGAUAAGUACUU
This is a messenger RNA of Actinia tenebrosa (Australian red waratah sea anemone), 1185 nucleotides long. RefSeq lists its product as uncharacterized. Lineage: Eukaryota; Metazoa; Cnidaria; Anthozoa; Actiniaria; Actiniidae. The record is from RefSeq and is a predicted model, not a curated record.